Messenger RNA from Amphibalanus amphitrite, 2647 nucleotides. Its product is annotated as retinol-binding protein pinta-like. The record is from RefSeq and is a predicted model, not a curated record. The transcript has 2 exons. NCBI's taxonomy places the organism in Eukaryota, Metazoa, Arthropoda, Thecostraca, Balanomorpha, Balanidae. Bases 514 to 1470 code for a protein of 318 amino acids. Gene Ontology annotation, molecular function: phosphatidylinositol bisphosphate binding. Gene Ontology annotation, cellular component: membrane.
ACUGUGACUCCGAAGUACGGGAGGGCAGGAGUGUGCUGCUGUGGUUGGUGGAGUUUGGUUCGUCAGGCAGCGUAAACUGGCUGACUAAGCUUGCUGACAGGUCCAUCCGCAAACUCGACAGUUGUCUCACCUGUACGUCUUCCAUUUUGCCAGUCCUCCCUUUGUCUACAAGUUCGUCUGUUCACGCUUCAACUGUCUACAAACCUGCCAGCUCGUCAAUUCGACUGUCUGCAAGCUCGUCAGAUUGACUGUGUAUCCGACUGGCCAGUCGCCUACUUCCGGCAUAAGAGAUUUUUGAUUUCACACAAGAAGAAGACUCUUUAGAAUCAAGAUACCGGCACUUGAGAGACGACAUUUGAAGCCGCCUCGCCUGCUACUUUAACUACCUUCACGUCAGGACUGCCAUCUCUGAACCGCUACCAUCCAACCAUCUAAAAACUACCUCAAGUUUCCUCCGCUGUUUCAACUUCUACCACCUCGAGGGCACCACCAUCACUCUCCUCCGGCGUCACCAUGACCACCCCGCUCCUCGCGCGCCGCUCCCAGCCCUACCAGUGCUCCCUCCCGGAGCCCAUCCUCGCUCAGGCCCAACGUGAGCUUUUCGAGGUCCCCGACCGACGUCAAACCGACAUCGAACACCUCCGCCAGUGGCUCUGCAAGCAACCCCAUCUCCGUACCCGCACCGAUGAUUGGUUUCUCAUUAACUUUCUCCGCGGAGCCAAGUUCAGCCUGGAGAGGGCCAAGGAGAAGCUGGAGCUGUACCACUCACUGAAGACACACUGCCCGGAGAUGAUGGGCGGAGGUGACCCGAAGGAUGAUAUGGUGGCCGAGGUGCUCAGAGCUGGAGGGUUCGUGCCGACGCCGAAGCCGCUGCCGAAUGGACAGCGGCUGGUGAUAAUCAGAGUGGCGGCGAGAGAUACGGAGAGGGUGCCACAAGAGGUCAUGUUCCGCGUCUCCAACAUGAUCUCCGCUCUGCUCGCCGAGCAAGACGAAGCCUCCCAAGUGACCGGGAUCGUGGGCCUCCUCGACCUCAAAGACGCCACCCUAGCCCACGCCAUGUCCAUGACACCAACCCUCGUCAAGAAGGCAGUGACAUGCUGGGACUCCUUCCCUGUCCGUCAGAAGGGGAUGCACUACUUCAACACACCCACCGGCAUGGACCCGGUCAUCAACCUCUUCCGCAGCUUCAUGAAGGAGAAGAUGAAGCAGAGACUGUGGUUCCAUGGAUCGGACCAGUCGUCCCUCCACUCGGCUAUCCCACCGGAAUGCCUUCCUGAAGAGUACGGUGGCACGCUCCCUAGCGUAAAUGCGCUAGCGGAGGAGUGGGUGAAGAGGGUUGAAGAGAACAGGGAGUUCUUCUUGGAUUACAUGAAGUAUGGUGUUGAUGAGAAGCUGCGCAGGGGGAAGGCGAAGUCGGCGGCGGAUCUGUUCGACAUCGAGGGGAGCUUUAGGAAACUGGAGAUCGACUGAAGAGGAAGGGAGAAAGGGAAAGAGAAGGAGAAGGAGAAGGAGAAGGAAAGAAGGAAGGGAAAGAGCAUGAGCAAGAAAUAGAAGAGGAGAAGGAGAAAGAGUAGGAAGGAGGAGAAAGGAGAAGGGGGAAUAACAAUUUCUGCACGGAUAAGGGUGAGAAGACGUGUACAGUUAUGUAGGGACCGUAAGAUCGAAAUCGGGAUGGUAGGAAAAAUGAUCGGAGACGUAGGUCAAUGGUAAGGAUUGUGGAUGAUGGAUGGAAAGAGGAUAUAGAUAGGCUGGUUGAUGAGUGAAAUGAGAACCUUCCGGACUGAAAAAGAUAACCUGGGAUAUGUGGUUGGAAGAGGGCAUACAGGUUGAAGCGGAUGAAUGAUGACUCAUGCCAGGGGAUGUAGGAAGGGGAACAUGGGUACGGUAAGAAAACAUCUAGGAAGGGUCGUACGGGGAGGAAGGUUGGAGCUUCGAUAGAGAUGAAAAUGGGACGUUAGAGGGAGAGGAAGAUGGAAGCGGUGAAAGAAAGUCACAUACUGGAGGACUACUGCCUGAGUCGCGGGGAAGGGAAAUGGUGGCAAUGAUGAUAGGAUAUAGACCUACUGAGAGUCUACUGAGGGAAAUGGUGGCGAUGAUGAUAGGAUAUAGGUCUACUGAGACAGACUACCGAAACAGACGCUCAGUGCUAUAGAUGGUUUCAGUGAUACCAGAGAACACCUACAACUUCGUGAAAUGAUGUUUACUGCUCGUUUAUAGACAGGUGUGACCACGAACUGUGGACACGCGCAUAUAUGAUAGCAGGUUAUGGUAGUAUUAGUUUCAGUCAGCCCUGUGCUGUCCUUAGAAUGGGCUAUCGGCUUGUGUGUGGGAAGUGCGCAUACAAUAUCAAUAUUUGCCUGUUAUGCAUGCAUAUUGUGGUGUAAACCUCUCGUCGAGAUGUAGUUGACAGUUGGAUGAUUGGCGUAGGUUGCUUAGCACUGUGCUGAGUUGGAUAAGAGCAAUACGCUAGCAGCAAUGUUCGGACGCAUUAGUCUUUUUGGAUUCAGAAAUACUGUACGUGAAUGUGAUCCUGCGUGCUCUUUGUUAUAGAUAGAAGAAUAUGUGUAGUUAUAAAAAGAUAUCGUUUAUCAUAUGUAAUGUAGAUUGCUGAAAUAGGAGGUUGCCAAUAUAAUAUGAAUGCAUUCUG